This is a messenger RNA of Aptenodytes forsteri (emperor penguin), 3749 nucleotides long. Its product is annotated as neurogenic locus notch homolog protein 2. Gene Ontology annotation, molecular function: Notch binding; signaling receptor activity; calcium ion binding. Lineage: Eukaryota; Metazoa; Chordata; Aves; Sphenisciformes; Spheniscidae. The annotation marks the transcript as partial. The transcript has 12 exons. The record is from RefSeq and is a predicted model, not a curated record. Gene Ontology annotation, biological process: Notch signaling pathway; multicellular organism development; apoptotic process. Gene Ontology annotation, cellular component: signaling receptor complex; membrane.
GCCGUUUCUGUGAGGAGAACGUCGACGACUGUGUUUCAGACUCAGGAGUACCCCGCUGCUUUAAUGGAGGGCAGUGCAUUGACCAGAUCGGGGGCUACAGCUGUAUUUGUCUCCCAGGCUUUGCAGGCGAGCGAUGUGAGGGAGACAUCAACGAAUGCCUCUCUAAUCCUUGUAACCCUCGUGGAAGUCUGGACUGUGUUCAGCUGAUAAAUGAUUAUACAUGCAUCUGUCGUAGUGCUUUUACUGGUCGUCACUGUGAGAGUGUCAUAGAUGUGUGUCCCCGGAAGCCUUGUCAGAAUGGAGGUACCUGUGCUGUUGCCAGCAAUAUGCCGGAUGGGUUCAUCUGCCAGUGUCCUCCGGGUUAUUCUGGAGCAAAAUGUGAGUUCAGCAGCCACAGUACUUGUGGACAAGUGAAAUGCAAGAAGGGGGAGCAGUGCAUCCAGACAUCUUCUGGUCCACGGUGCUAUUGCCCCAAGCUGUCUGUGGGAGAGGAAUGCCAGACAAACACGGGUUGUGCCCGUGCCCCCUGCCAGAAUGGUGGAAGCUGCCACCCUCAUUCUCAGCCUCCUUACUAUUAUUGUCAGUGCCCUGUUCACACCCAAGGCAGCCAGUGUGAACAGCCGGUAACUUUCAGCCCAGAGCCCCGAGGAUGUUUGGAUUCCCAGUGUGCGGAAAAAGCAAAAGAUGGCUAUUGUGAUGAAGACUGUAACACUCAUGCCUGCCAGUGGGAUGGAGGCGACUGCUCCCUGACAAUGGAAGAUCCUUGGGCCAACUGCUCCUCUUCAUUGCGCUGCUGGAUGCUUUUCAAUGGACAGUGUGAUGAGUUCUGCAACACACCCGAGUGCCUGUUUGACAACUUUGAAUGCCAGCAAAAUAGCAAAACAUGCAAGUAUGACAAGUAUUGUGCAGAUCACUACGCAGAUGGCCGCUGUGACCAGGGCUGUAAUAGUGAGGAGUGUGGCUGGGAUGGUCUGGACUGUGCUGGUGACAAAGCUGAGAAGCUGGCAGAAGGGACCCUAAUCAUUGUGGUCUUGAUGCCCCCUGACGAGUUGCUGGGUGAUGUUCGCAGCUUCUUGCGUACUUUGGGAACUCUCCUGCAUACCAAUCUGAGAAUCAAGCUGGACUCCCAGGGAAACCCCAUGGUAUUCCCAUACUAUGGGGAGAAAUCAGCAGCACGGAGUCGGCGAUCGCUUGUGGUCAUUCGCAAGCACAGAGAACUAGAGCAAGAGGUCAUCGGCACCAGGGUGUUCCUGGAGAUUGACAACCGUCAGUGUGCAGAGGAUUCGGAGCAAUGCUUUCAGAACACAGAAGCUGCUGCAGCUCUUUUAGCUGCUCAGGCCAUCAAGGGCAUGUUACCCUAUCCUUUUGUGUCUGUCCAAAGUGAACCCUUGUUACCACCGAAGACCCAGUUGCUUUACCUACUUGCUGUGGCAGCUUUGAUCAUCCUCUUAAUCCUUCUCUUGGGUGUGAUGAUGGCAAAGCGUAAGCGCAAACAUGGUUCGCUGUGGCUCCCAGAGGGCUUCAUUCUGCGCAGGGAUCCUAGUAAUCAUAAGCGCAGAGAGCCAGUUGGGGAAGAUGCUGUUGGACUCAAAAAUCUGUCAGUCCAGAUACCAGAGGGUAACUUGGCAGAUUCUGGACCAACUGAACACUGGGCAGGUGAUGGUGGACCUCAGCCAAAGAGAGCAAAGGCUGAGGAUCAAGCCUUGCUCCCGGAAGGUGAUGAGCAGAUAGAUCAGCGCCAGUGGACACAGCAGCACUUGGAGGCAGCAGACGUCUGUGGGAGCACAUCACUAGCCCUUACACCACCUCAAGCAGAUCAAGAAGUGGAUGUUCUGGAUGUCAAUGUCAGAGGGCCAGAUGGAUGUACUCCGCUUAUGUUGGCAUCUCUGCGUGCAGGCAGUUCCGAUAUUAGCGAGGAUGAUGAGGAUGCAGAAGAUUCCUCAGCAAAUAUAAUAACAGAUUUGAUCUAUCAAGGCGCCAAUCUGCAGGCCCAAACAGACCGUACUGGGGAGAUGGCACUGCACUUAGCAGCCCGUUAUUCAAGAGCAGAUGCUGCAAAACGUUUGCUGGAUGCUGGUGCAGAUGCUAACGCACGGGACAACAUGGGACGGACUCCUCUGCACGCAGCUGUAGCUGCUGAUGCCCAGGGUGUCUUCCAGAUCCUGAUCCGUAACAGAGUGACAGACUUGGAUGCUCGGAUGAAUGAUGGAACAACCCCGUUAAUUCUGGCUGCACGGCUGGCUGUGGAAGGAAUGGUGGCUGAGCUAAUUAAUUGCCAGGCAGAUGUGAACGCCGUAGAUGACCACGGUAAAUCUGCUCUUCACUGGGCUGCUGCUGUCAACAACGUGGAAGCGACACUAGUGCUGCUGAAAAAUGGAGCCAACAGAGACAUGCAGGAUAACAAGGAAGAGACACCGCUCUUCCUUGCCGCUCGGGAAGGCAGUUUCGAAGCAGCAAAGAUCUUGCUGGACCAUUUUGCCAAUCGAGACAUCACGGACCACAUGGACCGCCUGCCCCGAGAUGUGGCCCAGGACCGGAUGCACCACGACAUAGUGCAGCUUCUCAACGAGUACAAUGUGGCGCACAGCCCUGCUGGGCACCCCGGCGCCAUGCUGAACUCUGCGCUCUCCCCAGUCAUCUGUGGCCCGAAUAGGUCCUUCCUCAAUCUGAAGCAUGCUUCGUUAAGCAAGAAGUCACGAAAACCAAAUGCCAAAGGCAUCAUGCCCACGAACAUCACCAAAGAUGCGAAGAGGAGAAGGAAGAAGUCCCUAAGUGAGAGCAAAGGGCAGUUUUCGGAGAGCUCAGUGACCCUGUCACCAGUUGAUUCCCUAGAAUCGCCCCAUGCUUUUGCAUCCGAACCAACAUCAUCUCCUGUGAUGCCGUCGCCGGGGGUGUUACACUCGUCGCCCAGCUCACUACUGACCACUCCGUCGGUGCAGGCUGCGCACACAAUGUCCUUCUCCAAUCUCCACGAGAUGCAGCCCUUAGGACGUGGAUCCAGCACUGUGCUCCCAUCCGUCAGCCAGCUGCUUUCGCAGCACAGAACCACCCCUCCUAACAGUGGGCUUGGCAGGCUCCGGCCAGCCAACGUUUCCACCGAGUGGAUGAACCGUAUGGAGGUGAACGAGUCCCAGUACAACGAGAUGUUUGGCAUGGUGCCGCAGGUGAUGCAUUCGCACCCCAGUGUUUCUCAGCAGAGCGGUUUGGUUCAAGCAGAUACAAAGCACAUGGGAGUGUCCAGGGAGUCUCUGCCCCCUAUCAUGACUUUCCAGCUGGUUCCCAAGGGUGGCAUAAACCAGCAAGCACUGCCACAGCAGGCCCAGUCAAACUGCGCUCAGAACAUGGCUGGUCCUCUUAGCUCCAUGUACCAGGUACCGGAUUUAGCUCAGCUGCCCAGCGCCUCGUUCUCCAUGGCUGCCAUCCCUCAGCAGGACGGGCAGGUGGCUCAGACGGUCCUCCCGGCCUACCACCAGUUCCAGAGCUCGAUGGGGAAGUACCCCACGCCUCCGUCACAGCACAGCUGCUACUCCUCGGCCACAGAACGGACUCCUAGCCACAACCGGCACUUACAAGGGGAGCACCCAUACCUGACUCCGUCACCCGAAUCUCCAGACCAGUGGUCAAGCUCCUCCCCGCACUCUGCCUCUGACUGGUCUGAUGUGGCAACCAGUCCCAGUAACAAUCAGCGCGGGCCGGCAGCCACUCACAUGACAGAGCAGCAGCGGAACAACAUGCAGGUGUAUGCCUGA